Empidonax traillii (willow flycatcher) is the source of this 7490-nucleotide messenger RNA. RefSeq names its product lipopolysaccharide-responsive and beige-like anchor protein. The record is from RefSeq and is a predicted model, not a curated record. The annotation marks the transcript as partial. Gene Ontology annotation, biological process: intracellular protein localization. The transcript is spliced from 47 exons. Gene Ontology annotation, molecular function: protein kinase binding. Gene Ontology annotation, cellular component: membrane; cytosol. Lineage: Eukaryota; Metazoa; Chordata; Aves; Passeriformes; Tyrannidae.
GCAGCGGGCAGCGCGGCAGCGCAGCCGCCUCCCGGCCCCGGAGCGGCGCGUCGGGGCAGCCCCGCGCCCCCUGCGCAGCCCGCGGGCUGUAAGUACCUGCCCGGGGGCAGAGCGCUGUGACAGACGCCUCCUGCUGAGGAGAGAGCCGGGAUUCCGAGGGCGCGUCCUCCCUGCCUGACACCCUCCCCUGCCGGACGCCGCUUUCCCCAGGGAGCCGGGGCUGAAGGGAAGGAAGGAGUGGGCCCGCCGCUCACCUUCCCGGCUGCACAGGUCGCUCCUUUUUUCCGGAGCUGGCGCUGGAAGCCGUAACCUGCGGUGAACUGGCCAUGGCGAGCGAGGACAAACAAGUUGUUCAGCCAACAGGUGAUGAUGGAGGAGGAGGAGCGGGAAAAGAAGGAAAUGCUGCGGAAGGGGGAAGUGUGCUGCAGCCUUUGAAUCCAGGAGUCCCCAUCCGAGGUAUCAAGAUGAAAUUUGCUGUGCUGACAGGACUGGUGGAAGUUGGUGAAGUGUCCAACAGAGAUAUAGUCGACACUGUUUUUAAUCUGCUUGUUGGAGGCCAAUUUGACUUGGAAAUGAACUUUAUCAUCCAAGAAGUAGAGGGCAUCACCUGCAUGGUGGACUUGCUGGAUAAGUGUGACGUGACCUGCCAGGCUGAGGUGUGGAGCAUGUUUACAGCAAUCCUGAAGAAAAGCAUCCGCAAUCUACAGGCGUGUACAGAAGUGGGGCUGGUUGAACAAGUGCUCAAGAGGAUCGACAGAGCUGACAACAUGAUUGCAGAUCUCUUAGUGGAUAUGCUGGGUGUGUUGGCCAGCUAUAACUUGACAGUUCGAGAGCUAAAGUUAUUCUUCAGCAAGCUUCAAGGAGAAAAAGGGAGAUGGCCACCGCAUGCUGGGAAGUUGCUGUCUGUGUUAAAACACAUGCCUCAGAAGUAUGGACCUGAUGCCUUCUUCAACUUUCCAGGAAAAAGUGCUGCAGCUAUUGCCUUACCUCCUAUAGCCAAGUGGCCGUACCAGAAUGGAUUUACUUUCCACACUUGGCUAAGAAUGGAUCCUGUAAACAAUAUUAAUGUGGAUAAGGAUAAGCCUUAUUUAUAUUGUUUUCGAACAAACAAAGGACUUGGUUAUUCUGCUCACUUUGUCGGAGGCUGCCUGAUUGUAACGUCCAUAAAAUCAAAAGGAAAAGGUUUCCAGCAUUGUGUAAAAUUUGAUUUCAAGCCACAGAAGUGGUAUAUGGUUACUAUAGUGCACAUCUACAACCGCUGGAAGAACAGUGAACUUCGAUGUUAUGUCAACGGGGAACUGGCAUCUUAUGGAGAAAUAACAUGGUUUGUCAACACCAAUGACACGUUUGACAAAUGUUUCCUGGGUUCUUCAGAAACAGCAGAUGCCAAUCGAGUGUUUUGCGGACAAAUGACAUCUGUUUACCUUUUUAGUGAAGCCCUCAAUGCUGCUCAGAUCUUUGCUAUUUAUCAGCUUGGUCUGGGCUAUAAGGGGACAUUCAAGUUCAAGGCAGAAAGUGAUCUCUUCCUUGAUGAACAUCACAAAUUGUUGCUGUAUGAUGGCAAACUAUCCAGUGCUAUUGCUUUUAUGUACAAUCCAAGGGCUACAGAUGCACAGCUGUGUCUAGAGUCAUCCCCUAAGGAUAACCCUUCUAUUUUUGUUCAUUCACCACAUGCCCUCAUGCUGCAGGAUGUGAAAGCCGUCUUAACGCACUCUAUCCAAAGCGCCCUGCACUCCAUUGGAGGAGUGCAGGUGCUUUUCCCUCUCUUUGCACAGUUAGACUAUAGGCAAUAUUCAUCAGACCACAUCGACACAACUGUUUGUUCUACUUUAUUGGCAUUCAUCAUGGAGUUGUUGAAGAACUCUAUUGCUAUGCAAGAACAGAUGCUUUCCUGUAAAGGCUUCCUCGUGAUAGGAUAUAGCCUAGAAAAGUCUUCCAAAGCCCACGUUACCCGAGCUGUUCUAGAACUUUGCCUUGCCUUUUCAAAAUACCUGAGCAACUUACACAAUGGGGUGCCCUUGCUGAAGCAGCUGUGUGAUCAUGUUCUCCUUAAUCCUGCAAUAUGGAUCCAUAUUCCAGCACAGGCUCAGCUGACCCUAUACACUUACCUGUCUACUGAGUUUAUUGCCACUGUUAACAUAUAUGGAGCAAUCCGACGGGUUGGGACAGUUCUUCUGGUCAUGCACACCCUGAAGUAUUACUACUGGGUAGUGAACCCUCAGGAUCGCAGUGGUAUAACUCCCAAGGGCAUAGAUGGUCCACGGCCUACUCAAAAAGAGAUUUUAUCCCUGCGAGCAUUUUUGUUGAUGUUUAUUAAACAGCUCGUGAUGAAGGACUAUGGAAUAAAAGAAGAUGAAUUGCAGGCUAUCCUCAAUUAUCUGCUCACUAUACACGAGGAUGACAAUCUAAUGGAUGUCUUGCAGUUGCUUGUUGCUCUGAUGUCAGAGCAUCCCAAUUCUAUGAUCCCUGCAUUUGAUCAGAGGAAUGGAUUACAGGUUGUCUACAAGCUUUUAGCAUCACAAAGUGAAGGCAUCAGGGUGCAAGCUCUAAAAGUGAUGGGUUAUUUCUUAAAGCAUCUUGCUCCAAAGAGAAAAGCUGAAGUCAUGCUUGGACAUGGAUUGUUCUCUCUGUUGGCUGAAAGGCUGAUGCUUCAGACAAGCUUAUUCACCAUGACCACAUACAAUGUCCUAUUUGAGAUUCUGACUGAACAGAUUUGCACUCAAGUGAUACAUAAACAACAUCCUGACCCAGAUUCAACAGUGAAGAUACAAAAUCCUCAGAUUUUGAAGGUUAUUGCAAUCCUGAUACGUAAUUCUCCACAGUGCCCAGAAACUCUGGAGGUUCGACGAGCCUUUCUCUCAGACAUGAUUAAACUUUUUAAUAACAGCAGAGAAAAUAGGAGGAGUUUGUUGCAGUGCUCUGUGUGGCAGGAGUGGAUGCUUUCCCUUUGCUGUUUUAAUCCAAAGACUUCUGAGGAACAGAAGAUAACUGAGAUGGUGUAUACCAUAUUUCGAAUUUUGCUCUACCAUGCAAUCAAGUAUGAGUGGGGUGGCUGGCGUGUUUGGGUGGACACACUAUCGAUCACACAUUCAAAGGUAACUUUUGAAAUGCACAAAGAGAGUCUUUCUCAAAUGUACAGGGAGUACCAAGAGAAAGGAGGUGAAGGAAGUUCUUCGACUCCAAUUAGAACAAUCUCUGGAGUUAGCAAAGAAGCUGAAACCAAGGGAAAGCAACAAUCUUUAGAGUUAAAAGAAGAUGCUGCUGCUUCUUCCUGUAUUAUUGAUGGUGAUACAGAGUGCAGAACUGAAAAAAAAGAGACAGAUAACUCAUCAGGUGUUGACCAACAACAAACUCAUUCAGUGUCUAAUCAUAAGGAGGAGUUAGAGGAGGAAGAUAGAGACACUACACAGGAUAUAAAAGCAGUACCUUGUGUGGAGUUUUCUCCAGAGCCAGAAACAGUAAAGCCCAGCGUUUCAGAAAUUAGUUCUGGAAUAGCUGAAGCAAUUGAAGAUUCUAGCAAAGGUGACGAGCUUGAGGAAGAAACAGUUGCUGUCACUGCUGCUUCCCCAGCAAUGCAAACUACUUUGGAAGGAGAAACUCCUGCAAGUCCAGAAAGACUGGAGAAAUCAACAGUAGAGGUGGAAGACGAAGAUGACUUUGUUGAUUUGAAAGAUGAAAGUAGUUUGCCCUUAUCUUCAGAAGAGUUUGCAGAAAGGAACAAGGAAUGUAGCUCCAAUGAAAGCGAAAUGACAAAGCAGGAAAAAACAACAGAGAAGGAGCCUGAAUCUGUGCUUGUAAAAUCUGAAGAUACUGAAAGUGUGGAUGGGAAAAAGCAAGAACUGACCUUACCAGAAACAGUGAGUUCUGCCGUUCCAGAAGUAGUGACUCAGCUGGAUUCAGAAGGGAAAAAGAAGAUGAAGGAAGAAAAAGUUACUGAAACCAAAACAGCUGUGGAAAAUGCAAAUGUACGUGUGCCAGAGCCUGCUGGAGCUUCCGACAAGAGAAUUGCCAAGCUUGAUGUUUCUAGUGUUGCAUCAGAUACAGAAAGACUGGAACUGAAAGCUAACACAUGUCUAGAAGCACCUCUGCCCCCCAGAUCCUUACCUGAGACCUCAAGGCAGCAAGUUUCUUCAGGACAAGAGCUGGCUGCUGCCUUGGAUGGGCAGAGAAGAGACACGAGGUCAACUGUGUUCCGUAUUCCUGAGUUUAAGUGGUCACUGAUGCAUCAGCGCUUGCUCACAGACUUGCUCUUUUCCAUAGAGACAGAUAUCCAGAUGUGGAGAAGCCAUUCUACCAAAACUGUGAUGGACUUUGUGAAUAGUAGUGACAAUGUCGUAUUUGUGCACAACACAAUUCACCUCAUCUCUCAAGUGAUGGACAACAUGAUCAUGGCCUGUGGUGGUAUAUUGCCAUUGCUUUCUGCUGCCACAUCUGCUACUCAUGAAUUGGAGAGUAUUGAGCCAACUCAAGGACUUUCAGUAGAAGCAUCUUUAACAUUUCUCCAGAGAUUAAUCAACCUUGUGGAUGUGCUAAUUUUUGCAAGCUCUCUUGGUUUCACUGAAAUUGAGUCUGAGAAAAAUAUGUCAUCUGGAGGAAUUCUGCGACAAUGUCUUCGGCUGGUAUGUGCAAUAGCAGUAAGAAAUUGCUUGGAGUGUCAGCAGCAUGCACAGAUGAAACCUGUUGGAGACAUUGGGAAGAAUCAGAAAACAGUGCAAGGCUUUAUAGGAUCAGGAAAGUCUUCAGCAAAGAGUCCAGUGGACAUUGUGACCGGUGGCAUUUCUCCAAUACGAGACCAUGAUAGACUUCUGCAGGAUAUGGAUAUUAAUCGCCUCCGAGCAGUGGUGUUCAGAGAUAUAGAGGAUAGUAAACAGGCUCAAUUUUUGGCUUUGGCUGUUGUAUAUUUUAUUUCUGUGCUCAUGGUUUCAAAAUACAGAGAUAUACUGGAGCCUCAGAAUGAAAGACGACCACCAAACCAAAGCCAGUCAUGCAAGGGAUCAGAGAAUGAAAAUAACGAGACUCCUGCUGCAGUUGUGGAAAACCCGUCUGCUGCUGUUGGUGCCUCAGUCUCCACUGAAGAUUCAGAAAGUGCAGCAUCUAUACAAAGAAGGGAUUCUGGUCUUGGGGAGGAAGCAGCUUCAGGACAAACAAACAAUUCGGGUGGUGCUGCUGAAGCGGGACCUCUGAAUGUCAGUGCAGGUCCAGAUGCCAUCAGUGAAGUGCUGUGCACGCUCUCAUUAGAAGUAAAUAAGUCUCAGGAGGGCAGAAGUGAGACAGGAACUGAAGACAGUAAACCUGCAGCUUCUGUGCCAGCUGCAAAAAAUGUCAAUGUAAAGGACAUCUUGAGAAGCCUGGUCAGCACACCUGCUGAUGGGACUGCAGUGGAUGCUGCUCUUCUGCCACCGGCCUUCCUUGGAGUUCUUGGUGAUGGAGCUGCUGACCAGCCUGUACAGUUCCAUUCCUUUGACAGGAGUGUUGUUGUACCACCGAAGAAAUCAACCAUUUCCUCUUCUACAGCUGCAGUUGGUGUUCCUACAAAUGCUGUCAGUGUGGUUUCUUCUUUAGAUUCAGCCCAAGCCCCGGAUCUGUCAGGAGAAUCUCCUGGAAGGGGAUCAUCCAGUUCAAAAUUGCCAUCUGUUCCUACAGUUUCUUCAGUGCCUGAGGAUUCCGCCUCAAAUAUGAGUAUUACAGACAGGCUUGAACAUGCUUUGGAAAAAGCUGCCCCACUUCUGAGAGAGAUUUUUGUGGAUUUUGCUCCCUUUCUUUCUCGGACUCUUUUGGGCAGUCACGGGCAGGAGUUGCUGAUAGAAGGUACAAGCCUUGUAUGCAUGAAAUCUAGCAGUUCAGUUGUGGAGCUGGUGAUGCUUCUUUGCUCUCAGGAGUGGCAAAACUCUAUACAGAAGAAUGCUGGCCUUGCCUUUAUUGAGCUUGUCAAUGAAGGAAGGCUGCUGAGUCAAACCAUGAAGGACCAUUUGGUAAGAGUGGCUAAUGAAGCAGAAUUUAUCUUGAGCCGACAGAGAGCAGAGGAUAUCAACCGCCAUGCUGAAUUUGAGUCACUGUGUGCCCAGUAUUCUGCAGACAAGCGGGAAGAAGAAAAAAUGUGUCAUCAUUUGAUAACAGCAGCGAAGUACCGAGACCAGGUGACUGCAACACAACUAAUACAGAAAAUUAUCAACAUCCUGACAGACAAGCAUGGAGCCUGGGGAAGCUCUGCACCAAGUCGUCCUCGUGAGUUCUGGCGCCUUGACUACUGGGAAGAUGACUUGCGGCGCCGGCGACGAUUUGUGCGUAACCCCCUCGGAUCGACACAUCCUGAAGCGACACUCAAAGCGGCCGGAGAACAUGCUCCCGAUGACGAUAUACUUGUUAAAGGAAAGCAGUCCAUCAAGAGUCAAGUUUUAGGAAACCAGAACUCAGAAAGUGAGAUUCUCUUGGAAGGCGAUGAUGAUAUCAUGUCAUUCAUGGAGGAGAGAGAAGUUGAGAAUCUAACGGGUCCGGUUGCCCUCAGCACGCCAGCUCAGCUUGUGGCACCCUCAGUAGUAGUGAAAGGCACUCUUUCCAUCACUCUUUCUGAGCUCUACUUUGAGGUGGAUGAAGAAGAUCCUAGUUUUAAGAAAAUCGACCCAAAGAUUCUGGCAUAUACAGAAGGACUCCAUGGAAAAUGGCUCUUUUCGGAGAUUCGAUCUAUCUUUUCCCGACGUUAUCUUUUGCAAAAUACAGCACUGGAGAUAUUCAUGGCAAAUAGAGUGGGUGUCAUGUUCAACUUCCCUGACCAAGCAACAGUAAAGAAAGUGGUUAACUGUCUACCUCGGGUCGGUAUUGGUACUAUCUUUGGACUGCCCCAGACCAGGCGAAUUUCUUUGGCUAGUCCACGACAGAUUUUCAAAGCUUCCAAUAUGACCCAGCGAUGGCAACACCGAGAAAUUUCCAACUUUGAAUACCUGAUGUUUCUAAACACUAUAGCAGGCCGGACUUACAAUGAUUUAAAUCAGUACCCCGUCUUCCCUUGGGUUAUCACCAACUACGAAUCAGAUGAGUUGGACCUUACUCUUCCUAGCAACUUCAGGGAUUUGUCAAAGCCUAUUGGAGCUUUGAACCCAAAGAGAGCAGCAUUCUUUGCCGAGAGAUACGAAUCGUGGGAAGAUGAUCAGGUUCCAAAAUUUCACUAUGGCACACAUUACUCAACAGCAAGUUUUGCACUCACGUGGCUAUUAAGGAUUGAACCCUUCACAACACUUUUCCUAAAUCUGCAAGGUGGGAAGUUUGAUCAUGCAGACAGAACCUUUUCAUCUAUUUCGAGGGCGUGGCGCAACAGUCAGCGUGACACUUCUGAUAUCAAGGAAUUGAUUCCUGAAUUUUAUUACCUCCCAGAGAUAUUUGUCAACAGUAACAAUUACAACCUGGGAGUGAUGGAUGAUGGAACAGUUGUGUCUGAUGUUGAACUUCCACCAUGGGCCAAAACCCCAGAAGAAUUUGUUCGCAUAAACAGGCUG